AUGGCAAAGAUGGCAGCUAUUUCUUCCGUAGUCAAAUUAUUCAAUCCUCAAGUUGUUUCCCAAACUGGACAAACAUGCACAGCUUCGAUUAUUUUUCUCCACGGGUCAGGUGACACUGGCUUAGGUAUAAAAGAAUGGACAAAAUCAGUCAUGGGCCGAGAGAUAGCUUUUCCUCACAUAAGAGUGAUUUACCCAACAGCCCCCAUGAGGCCGUACACUCCAAUGAUGGGAAAUCCAAGCACUGUUUGGUUUGAUCGUAAGCAGAUCUCACCAUUUGUUCCUGAAGAUGAAUCAGUUCCUGACAUGUGUGAAAAACUCUCUGCGUUGAUAGACCAAGAAGUCAAAAAUGGAAUUGCUCUAAACAGAAUAAUUGUUGGCGGUUUCUCUAUGGGUGGUUGUGCUGCCCUUCAUAUUGCUUACAGAUACCGUCCAACCAUUGCUGGUGUUUUUGGUCUUUCAUGUUUCCUCAAUGAAAACUCUGAUGUUUACAAGCAUUAA
This is a messenger RNA of Acanthosepion pharaonis, 498 nucleotides long. The record is from the annotation of a GenBank genome assembly. Lineage: Eukaryota; Metazoa; Mollusca; Cephalopoda; Sepiida; Sepiidae.